Messenger RNA from Leptopilina boulardi, 4525 nucleotides. It is a transcript of the gene tn, whose product is annotated as RING finger protein nhl-1. The transcript is spliced from 17 exons. The coding region runs from base 279 to 4052 and encodes 1257 amino acids. The record is from RefSeq and is a predicted model, not a curated record. Gene Ontology annotation, biological process: negative regulation of translation; proteasome-mediated ubiquitin-dependent protein catabolic process; protein polyubiquitination. Lineage: Eukaryota; Metazoa; Arthropoda; Insecta; Hymenoptera; Figitidae. Gene Ontology annotation, molecular function: ubiquitin protein ligase activity; metal ion binding; translation repressor activity.
AAAACCAAAAAAAAAAAAAGCCACACAAAAAAAAAUUGGUUACCAAUUACAAAAUUACACUUUGCAUAUAAAUAUAUAUAUAUAUAUACCACAUCUCAUUUUACAUUAAAAUUGUGAAAAGCCGAACCUGCCUGCCUGCCAAUAUAUCAUCACCAAUGAUCCUCUGCUAAAACAGCGCCGAAUUUUGGUGAUCAAAAAGUGGAAAAUCAACGGGGCCCUAUUGAAAGGGGCCCCUAACAAAGAGUGGCCGCCCUUAGGCGGAUUAAGGGGCAGGUAACAUGGAGCAGUUCGAGCAACUGCUGACGUGUGCAAUUUGUUUGGAUCGUUAUAGAAAUCCAAAAUUGCUGCCAUGUCAACACAGUUUUUGCAUGGAACCAUGUAUGGAUGGCCUUGUCGAUUACGUUCGUCGACAGGUCAAAUGUCCAGAAUGUCGUGCCGAACAUCGAAUACCCUAUCAGGGUGUUCAGGCAUUUCCAACGAACGUGACAUUGCAACGUUUUUUGGAAUUACACAUCGAAAUUACUGGGGAAUUGCCAGAUCCAACCAGUGGUCAAACCAUGGAACGUUGUGGUGUUUGUUCAGAAAAAAGUUAUUGUGCCCUUUGCGUUCAUUGUGAGAAAAAAUGCUGUCCAGAAUGCAAAGACGCUCACAUGGACAUCCUUAGACGUGAAAUCACUCGCAUCAAUUCACAGGUGCGUAGGGGAUUACAUCGAUUACAGGAUGCAUUAGCUUUAGUGGAAAAAAACACCUUGGGUCUACAGACAAAUUCUGCAUCGGUUGCAGAGGAAGUGGACGAAAUUUAUCGAAGGCUCAGUAAAGCAUUAAAAGAUCGUACCGAACAAUUACGUAAUGAACUCGAUCGUUAUUUAGGCACUGAACUUCGUGGACUCAUUCAAUUGAAAGAAAAUCUUGAACUUGAAAUCGCCAACAUUCAAAGUAAUUGCGAUCUUGCGGAAGCUCAUAUUAAUGAAAAUGUCCCAUGGGAUGACGCUGAACUUCUUGAUACUAAAGAACUUUUUUUGCGCACCGUCGAAUUUAUCAGAAACUUUGAAUAUGAAGCAGGAGAUUAUGGUCGACGUGUACGUUUUGUAAUGGCUCACGAUCCAAAUCAAUUAGUUCUUCAUGUUGCCGGUUAUGGGGAAUUGAAUAUCAAACCUGAAACCGGAAGUAGCGGGCUUUUAGGAAGUAGUUCAGGAACUCUUGCACCGCCCGGUGGUUCUCCUGGUCUAAUGCGAAGCAAAAGUGAUCAUCGUCUCGCCUCUCAAUAUCGUCAACCGGAUGACGAUCGAUUAACCAGAAAUCGAUACGUUCCCGAUUAUGAAUACGAUACACCGGAAUAUGAGGCACCGAGAAAUAAAUCGCGUUACAGAAGUCGAUUUAUGAGACAUCGAGAUGGUGAAGAUUCAGAUGGCGAUACAAGGACAACGGUGAGAUUCACAGGAACACAGGACACAGGAAAUGCACGUGAACGAGUCCUUGAUACGGAAGAUGCUGCGAGGGGUCCACUCUCGGGAAUUUUUCGUCUCACGGAUUCACCGCGUGUUAUGAAGAAACUACAGGAAUACGAAAGGGCUGGCAAGAGGAAAAAAGAGGAACCCGUUCAACCUCCACCGGCUCCACAGCCAAAGCCCCAGGUUCAAGUGAGAAAAGCACCAACAUCCGUGGCUCGACAAGUAAGCGAAGACGACGAAAUCUCAAGAAUCAAGAAGCAAAAUAAAAAUGUUCCUACACCACCGGAAACAGUCGAAGAACGUCAACCGCCUUCUGUGCCGGUUCAUCAAACCGUCAGAGAAACUCAAGAACGAGAACCGGAAGAACUUCCCCGAAGAACACCCAUAUCAAGAAGAACAUCGACAGACACUCAUGCACAAGGGACAAGAAGUGCAUCUUCAGAUUCAAGUACAGGUUCAGAAAGUUCGAGUGGCUCGGGAAUAAGAAACACUGGGGCACCAUUCACAGCUGAAGAAAUGAAACAAAAAUAUUUAUCGCGAGCACCACCGACAAAUACAACAACCACAGUUUCAUCAGGUCCAGGUAGUCUCUCAAGUUCAUCCCAUAGAGACCCUCCAACAACAACCACAUCCUCUACCAGACCCUUUCAGAGUCGUUUUUUAGGCGCAGGUAAUCGUGCUGCACCUCCACCUCCUCAGGUGGCACCAACGCCUGCAAGGGAAGAGCCUAAGAAAAAAGAAGAGGACGAGGAGGACGAAGAUGAAACGAGCAGUUCAUCCGAAGAAACAGAAACUGAAACCGAAGAGGAAUCAGAAACUGAAACACGAACAACAACCACUGCACCUUCCACAACACAAGAUCGACAGAGAAAUGAAUCUGCCAUGGCUCGUACAGAUAUUGGUCCUCUUCUUGCACGAAGUGCCGAAGCCCGUCGUGGCAGUAAAGAGGACUCACCUUCAUCAAGAUACGUCUCACCGAGGGGAAGUCCAGCGCAGACAACAACACCAACGACAACCACUUCGAUGACAACACCAAGCGGCUAUACUAGCAGAUUCCUGAACAAGAGCAGAAGUCAGGCAACAAUGGGAACCCCAACGAGGGAGAGGGAACGGGAGCCAAUUGUGGACACAGAACCAAUCGAGCCAUUAUCACCGAGAUCGAGGUACGCAGCACUGAAGGAGAGGAGACAAAGAUUGGCGAGAUCGAGGAGCUCCCACAAUUUCGGUGGCGAGGAACUCGAAAUCGACGAGGAUCCACCAUCGCCAACGACACAAUCGCCGAAUGCCUAUCUGGCAGCGAAAUACGGUGCCGGCUCGGAAUUGGCAAGAAGUCGCAGCACACACGCACUCAAAUCACGCGAACCAAGUCCGGAUCGAGAUCGAGGAGGCGCCGAAAAAGACGGCGCUGCCCUUAGUUCAUGGGCGCGUUAUCUUAAAAAUAAAUACGGAAAUAGAAGCACCAAGGAUAAGGAGCCACCCACGACAUCCACGAUACCCUCAUCUAGGAAUAACGUAACUUACAUAAUAAAUCAUCUGAAAGGACAUCAAGCAAGGAUUGUAACGAGGAAUUCAAAUAUUAUUGCAAGCGCAACCUCUAGAAGGUUGUCACUUGGUCUACCUCUGAGACAUCCGGGUCAAACGUCUUUUGAAUCUUCUGACGACGACCAAAAAAACCCGUCAGGCUCCCCCACGUCCCCUAUAGCAGCUCCCGUUAUACCCGCGCCAGCAGGUUCCUCCACUAGAGGUCAGUACCUGCUGAAGCGGCGGCAGCUGUUCAAAUUUGGGAUGCGGGGGAGCGAAGCCGGAUGCUUUACAUGGCCAAGAGGCCUUGCAGUUGGGCCGGACAAUUCCAUCGUUGUGGCCGAUAGUUCAAAUCAUCGUGUUCAGGUUUUCGAUGGAAACGGAAAUUUCAUGAAGGAAUUUGGAAUGUAUGGAAGCGGAGAAGGUCAAUUUGACUGUUUGGCAGGAGUUGCGGUUAAUAGAAUUGGCCAAUUUAUCAUUGCCGAUCGUUAUAAUCAUCGUAUUCAAGUUUUGGAUCCAUCGGGUCGAUUUCUUCGGGCUUUUGGUUCUCAGGGAACGUCUGAUGGAAGAUUCAAUUAUCCUUGGGGCAUAACAACAGAUGCUCUUGGUUUUAUUUACGUGUGCGACAAGGAAAAUCAUCGCGUCCAAGUUUUCCAAUCGGAUGGAACGUUUGUUGGGAAAUUUGGAUCCUGUGGAAGUGGACGAGGUCAAUUGGAACAUCCUCAUUAUAUUGCCGUGAGCAACACAAAUCGUGUUAUAGUCAGUGACAGUAAUAAUCAUCGAAUUCAAAUAUUUGACGUCAAUGGACGUGUUUUGACGGCAUUUGGAUCAGAAGGUUCAGACGAGGGUCAAUUUAAAUUUCCUCGCGGUGUCGCUGUCGAUGAUCAGGGUUACAUUAUUGUCGCCGAUUCAGGCAAUAAUCGUAUACAAAUAUUCACACCUGAAGGCAUUUUUCUUCGAUCUUUUGGCAAUUGGGGUAGUGGCGAUGGUGAAUUCAAAGGCCUCGAAGGUGUUGCCGUCACAUCAGCUGGCAAUAUUGUUGUUUGCGAUCGUGAAAAUCAUCGUGUCCAAGUCUUUUGAUUUUCUUCUGUAAAACUUUUUUUAAAAAAAAUUUAACAAAUUUUUUUCUCCUUUUUUUUUCUGCAAUUGAGGAAAUUCUUCUAUCCAGGUGAGUCUCUAAAUAAUAGAAAAUCAUUUUCAAAAAAAAAAAAAAAAAAAUAAUUAACAAAGUUCGGAAAAAUAUAUUAAAACAAAAAAAUAAAAUGUAUAUUAAUUCUUUAUAUACAUUAAGUAAAGAAAAGGAAAAAAAAUGUUUAUUAGACACAUCUAGUCAAAUAAAAUGAGAAAAAAAGUAACUUUUUGAAGACACGUAAAAAAAUCAAUUAACAAAAUGAAUUCAAUUAUAAAAAAAAAACUCUUUUAUGUAAUUUUUAAUACCGUAAACUCCUGCAUACGUAAAAUAAUCUUAAUUUUAUUUGUACUCAAUUAUAUGACAACACACUUCGUUUGUACCGUUUGUAACAUGCUUUAAAUAAAUUGUUGCAGAAGUAAAA